This is a messenger RNA of Tuber aestivum (summer truffle), 1839 nucleotides long. The record is from the annotation of a GenBank genome assembly. NCBI's taxonomy places the organism in Eukaryota, Fungi, Ascomycota, Pezizomycetes, Pezizales, Tuberaceae.
ACGGUUAACGCGAAUACCCCCACCACCACCCCCUGUGCGUUCCUCGAAACAGAGGCGUUCUGUGCUAUAUACGUCCAACAAUUGAAAGAAAUCCUCCUCCCGAAAUCGCCAUGCUGGUCGGUCAGUCAGUAUACCGGUAGUGAAGGAGGGUAUAGUUCGAUAACAACCUCGAUACCGUUAAGUGAGUCUCUGAAAGGAAUUCUCUCGGAUUGCAUGUAUAAAUAGUCGACCUUCUCCAAACCGUCCAGCCCUUGAAUGGUUCGACGCUGACCACCCUGUCCCCUUCACCCCACCAACAACUGGUAAGCAAACAACAACUCCUUCCCAAGCCCUCCCACAAUUUCUCCCCGACCCAGUUAUCAAUCCAUCAUCCCGGGCAGGAGAAAAAAAAUACCCCACAAAAAGUAUCCCAGAAACACAACGAUAGAAAAUUUCUCACAUCCAACACGAUGGCUUCCCACGCAGAUGACGAGCUGAAGCCAUCCACCACCGAGGGGUAAGCUUCCUGGUUUUCUUGGUUUUUUCAGCUGGUGGGCCUGCUGAUCCUUUCCCCGCACCUCGGUCUGCGGGGUCUGGCGCUUCGCCGUCCCAAAUGCAUAUGAUUUCGCCAAUAUUCGAGUGGGAUAACGCUAACACAUAUGCCGUAACACAGGUACAAGGUGGGGGAAAAGAAGUCAGUCGAUGAAUACGCGAAGCUAGGUUCGUAUUGCACCGUUCCAAUUGUCCGGUUUCUCCUGGCUGCCUACAGCAGCGAUUACACUAUUGGGGUCAUAUUGGGCAGAGCUCAUUUUGAAUUUUAGAUGCUGAGGAUGAGUCUCUCACCCGCUGGAAGAAGUCUCUAGGUAUCGGUGUUGGGAGCACCGGAGGUUCUCUAGGAGAGCCCGGCGACCCUCGAAAGGUCUCACUAUAUUCCAGGAAGUUAUCAGGGCGAUCAUAUUUCUAACAUUAAACCCUCUUUCUUUAGGUUGUUAUUCUCCAACUCUGCCUAUUGAUCGCCGGUCGCGAUGACGUUGUCAUCAAUCUUGAUGUCCCCGGAGCCUUAGAAGAACUGAGCAAGAGACCAUUUACUAUUAAGGAGGGCGCUGAAUACCGGAUGAGAGUCAGAUUCCGGGUUCAGCAUGAAGUUAUCUCUGGUUUGAGAUAUCUGCAACUUGUGAAGAGGAAGGGAAUCAAAGUCGAUAGCUCCGAGGAAAUGAUGGUUAGUACUCGCCUUGGUUAUUAGGAAUUCGGUGCCGGGUGUUUGGGAUGGAUAGAGUUCUAACCAUUGGCUCCGGUGGAUAGGGGAGUUACGGACCAAAUACCCCGGAAAGCCCUUACUACGAGAAAACUUGUGAGUGCAAUUAUCCCUCAUCUAAAUACCGUACUUUGGUGAGAGUUUCGGGGGAAGCUUCUCGUGGCUAACAACUACGAAUAGUUGCCGAGGAGGAAGCACCUUCCGGAAUGCUCUUCCGUGGCAGCUAUACCGCCUUCAGCAAGUUUAUGGAUGACGACAAGAAUACUCACUUGAAGUUUGACUGGUCUUUUGAGAUCAAAAAGAGCUGGGAUUAAGUCACCGACUCAAUUAUUUCUCCCGCUUUCCACCACCCAUUCUUAGUGCAGCUGAGCUAGUUACCUUGACCUACUUACUUGGGCGUUUUUUAUCGUAUGCUUCUUUUUCUCUCGAAAUACCAAUCUCAGGUUUCUCCAUUUUUAGCCCAAAGAACAUGCACGGUCCGUGCAGUGCGUACCUGUUAUGAUAGUCCCUUUUUCAGAUGGCGGUGUUCUGUUGAGUAGGGUGCCAGAAGAUGAUUUGCAUUAUUGAGGAGAGGAAGAGUACCGAACGAUAUCAAAAUUUUCUUC